AUGUUUGGAGUUAUUGGUACUCUAAUAUUGAUGCAAGUGAAAUUAUAUCGCGAAGGCUAUGAUGAGUAUAAAAUUUGGGACCGAGCAUAUCGUUUACAAAAUUCAUUAAGUCAAAAUAGAGCAGAUUUAUAUUCGUUUCAUGGAGCAUUAGUCGGCGGUUUAGCGGGUAUUCUAUUUGGAUUACCGAAAAAAAGAACGAGAUUAUCAGGUGGACGAGGUGCAAUGUUAGGUAUACCUUUGGCACUGUUAGCACAUGUACUACAACCACCGCCAAAAUCAGAACAUGAAUUGGAGAUAAAGAAAAAAGAAGAAGAAAAGAAAACAACGUCGAAAUGA
Messenger RNA from Didymodactylos carnosus, 336 nucleotides. The record is from the annotation of a GenBank genome assembly. NCBI's taxonomy places the organism in Eukaryota, Metazoa, Rotifera, Eurotatoria, Philodinida, Philodinidae.